ACACGCACUAUAAUCUGCUUUUUACAGCCGCAUUUAGAGCCCGUUAUUCCACACAGCUGCAUUAAUUAUGACGCUAAUGAAGCUCUUCACUGGAUUACGAGCCGCUUUUCACAUAUUCAAGAGAGAGCACCAUCACCAGCACAGUGUGGGAAUCAUUGGCGCACCUUUCUCGAAAGGACAGCUGAAAGAUGGUGUACAGAGGGGACCAGAUCUCAUUCGAGCAGCUGGAUUGGUGCAGAAACUUAAAUGGCAAGGUUGUGUAGUGAAGGAUUAUGGAAAUUUGACAUUUGAAGAAGUUCCAGAAGAUGAGCCUGUUGGCCGAGUGAGGACUCCUAGAGUGGUGGGCCGAGCCAAUGAGCUGCUUGCAGGAACUGUGCAGAAGAUCAAGAAUGAUGGCAAAACCUGUGUGAUGCUGGGAGGAGAUCACAGUUUAGCCAUUGGUUCAAUCUCAGGUCAUGCUGCUUCAAGAAAUGAGUUGAGUGUUUUAUGGGUGGACGCACAUGCAGACAUCAACACACCUUUAACCACGCCCACUGGAAACAUUCAUGGCCAACCGCUGUCUUACCUCAUCUAUGACCUGCAGUCUAAGAUUCCCAAAAUUCCACAUUUCUCAUGGGUGAAGCCUUGUAUAGCUGCAAAAGACAUUGUGUAUAUUGGACUCAGAGAUGUAGACCCAGGAGAACAUUAUAUCAUGAAGUACCUUGGUAUCAAAACCUUCUCCAUGACAGAGGUUGAUCGGCUUGGAAUAGCGAAAGUCAUUGAGCAGGCCUGUGAUCACAUGUUUUUCAAAGUGAAGAAACCUAUCCACCUGAGUUUUGACAUUGAUGCACUGGACCCCUCAGUGUCACUUGCAACAGGCACACCUGUAACAGGAGGGCUUACCUAUAGAGAGGGCAUUUAUAUCACUGAGCACAUCUGUCAAACAGGGCUGCUGUCUGCUGUAGAUAUGGUGGAAGUGAACCCACAGCAGGGCAGAACAGAUGAUGAGAUUAAAUCAACAGUAAACUCUGCAGUGGAUCUGAUACUGGGCUGCUUUGGACGGGUCCGUGAGGGGUCUCACGAGCCAGAUUACAAAUUACCAAAUCCAUAAAUUAAUGGCUUUGUUUUUGUUUCUUUUACAUUAUUUUACUUACUGCCAUGAUAUUAAAGGUGCUCCUAUCACCCAAAAUGAAAAUUCUGUAAUAAUUUACUCACCCUCAUGUCAUUCUAAACCUGUAUGACUUACUUUCUUAUACGCAACACAAAAGGAAAAACUUAAAUGAAUAACCUGGUCCGCCAAAUACAAUGGCAGUUGAUAGUGACUCACUUUAAAGUUUAAAAAACAGCUAAAAGUAUUAUUGAAGUAGUCCAUGUGGCUUGUGUGUGCUAUUCCAAGUCUUUUGAAGCCAAACUAUAGUUUUUGGUGAGAAACAACCCAAAAUCUAAAGGAAUGUUCUGGGUUCAAUACAAGUUAGGCUCAAUUGACAGCAUUUGUGGCAUAAUGUUGAUUACCAAUAAAAUUCAGUUUGAUGCAUAUUGUUUAUGCCUUGUGGCUAAACUUUUGAAACAGUAUUUAAAUUUGCCCCCAUUCACUUCCAUUGUAAGUGCCUCACCGUAACCUAGAUUUCUGCUUUUUUUAAAGAAAAGGAGGGACGAGUCGAAAUUGUUUUAUGUGGUAAUCAAUAUUAUGCUACAAAUGCUGUCGAUUGAACUUGUAUUGAACCCAGAACAUUCCUUUAAGUUAUUUUUUAUUGAAAAUAUUGAUGUCUGUUACAUGUUCAUGAGCACUACAAAAGCAGCUCAUUCACAGUGGCUUGCAUGUUCACGCAAGAACUUGCAUUGUUUUUAGUACUGUACAAAUGUAACCCAUUGUAUUAAGAAGAUGGACUGGUAAAUUAAUUUAAAAAAAUAAAAAAUAAAACAAAUCCUGUUAUGCACAGGGGUGGAAAGAGUACUGAAAAAUCCCAAAAAUGUAGUGUGAGUUGAGUAAAUUAAAAGCACAGUACCUGUCCUAAAAACUAUUUGAGUAAAAGUAGCUCAUUUAAAUGUACUCAAGAGUAAUAAGUAUUGAGUUGCAAAUACUAUGCCCCCUUUUAUUAAACAGUGUAUACGCUUCCAUUUAAAAAUAUAGCAUACUGUAAUUCACAUUCUCUUUUAUGGCUGUUUGUCAGAAAGAAUGAAAAAUGUAGGUACUCCAAUUGACUGCCAACUUUUUUGUUUUUGUUUGUCUUUAUUUGUAGUUUGCCCUUUUUUGCACAUCUGUCCUUUAGAACUCUUUUCGAUAUGCAUUCACAGAACUGCUUUAAUUUGGAUGGGUGUUUUCUCUGUUAAAAAUGUAUUUCAAAAUUAGGUAACUGUCAUAUCACUUAUCUAUGAUAAACACUACAUGUAUCUUCUUGCAAAAAUAAAAGGAAUAUAUGAUUACA
Messenger RNA from Myxocyprinus asiaticus (Chinese sucker), 2405 nucleotides. It is a transcript of the gene arg1, whose product is annotated as arginase 1. Gene Ontology annotation, molecular function: manganese ion binding; arginase activity. The transcript has 8 exons. NCBI's taxonomy places the organism in Eukaryota, Metazoa, Chordata, Actinopteri, Cypriniformes, Catostomidae. Bases 68 to 1090 code for a protein of 340 amino acids. Gene Ontology annotation, cellular component: cytosol; cytoplasm; nucleus. The record is from RefSeq and is a predicted model, not a curated record.